ACAUUUUGUAGUUUACGUUCAUUUAAAAUCUUUGAAAACUUGGGGGACUCAAAAGGCACCCAAUUCAGAGAACCAGAAUUUCCCUUUCCCCUGACCGUUUUUCCGAUUAGUGAAGAACCAAUGCGAACCUAACUUCGUUGAGACCAUGGAUCAGACCAAAUACGCACUGAACACGUACUCCGUGUUAGCCGCCGUUCUGGGAAAAGUUAGCUUCUGGCUUGCACGGUAGCGGAUCAGAGUUUGUGUUUUCAAAAACAUUUCAGGAUCUUUGCUACUCCACUAAGUGACGGAUCAUGAAAAGGGCCAGAAGUGGUGAUGAGGAAGAUCCCCGGCAGAAUGCCUCUCCAGCCCAGCCGCAAAGUGAUGGGGACAGCAGUGGUUCUGGUUGUGGCCUCAGCUCAGCUGACAUGCAACAUAAAGAGGAUUCGCCGGGUACCCGGAGAGAAAUACGGAGCAAGUACAGAGAACUCAUCCUCUCAGUGCAAAAAAAUAGGGAAGACAUGCUGAGUGCUUCCAACAAUAAGCUCACAGAAGUUUUGGAAAAGGCAAACAAACUUUUUCAAGAUGUGCGGCAGCCGAGAGAAGCUGCUCUGGAUGCUCAGCUCCUCGUUGUGACCACAGACCUGGGCAACGAGAAAGCCAGCCAACUUUCCGCGGAGGGUGCUUCUUUUGAUUCAGUGGCUUUCACUGAACACCUUCUGUCCUACAUGGGUCUGAAACGACUAACCAAUGGGGAAGACGGGCAGCAAAACGGAGCGGCUUUUGGCUACCUGCCUCAGGAUGCUUGGCAAAAAGUGGCCCAGAGAGCAGAGAACUGUUUCAGGGCAGCCCCCUCCUUCCACUACAUGAUGGGAUCGUUCCAUGCAGAGCCGCCUUCUCCAAAGCAAAGGAUAGAACGGCAAAGGAAGGCCCCCACUAAAGAAGUGAAAAGGAUGAUGCCUACUCAGCUGAAGAAAAUGGGAGACUCCCAUCAAGAAGCAACAGAGAAAGAGGUGGAAAGGAUCCUGGGAUACCUGAAGAAGUAUUACCAAGAUGAUCCAACAUCACCAAUUUUCUAUUAUGAGUUUGUCAUCGACCCCAACUCGUUUUCCCGGACAGUUGAGAACAUUUUCCACACAUCCUUUCUCAUCCGGGAUGGGCUGGCCAGGAUGUAUUUGAAUAGUAACAGAUUACCUUGUAUAGCACCAGUGGAGGAGGGAGAGGUGGAAGCUGGAGGAUCAAGCAUCCGUAAACAGUGUAUUGUCUCCAUCAGCCCAAAACUAUGGAAGGAAAUAAAAGAGGCCUACGACAUCAGAAAUGAGCUGAUUCAGCCUGAAUAAUGGACCCUGCCAUAUUUUGUUAGAUGAUUAUUGUUUUUAGAUUUGUUGUUUUUUGUUUUUUUUUGCCAAUCUUUACGAAUAAAAGUGCUUAAAAAAAAAAAAAAAAGGGAG
Eleginops maclovinus (Patagonian blennie) is the source of this 1430-nucleotide messenger RNA. Its product is annotated as non-structural maintenance of chromosomes element 4 homolog A-like. The transcript is spliced from 11 exons. Lineage: Eukaryota; Metazoa; Chordata; Actinopteri; Perciformes; Eleginopidae. The coding region runs from base 294 to 1319 and encodes 341 amino acids. Gene Ontology annotation, cellular component: Smc5-Smc6 complex; nucleus. The record is from RefSeq and is a predicted model, not a curated record. Gene Ontology annotation, biological process: DNA repair.